Ornithodoros turicata is the source of this 2460-nucleotide messenger RNA. Its product is annotated as cholinesterase 1-like. Gene Ontology annotation, cellular component: plasma membrane. The transcript has 3 exons. Gene Ontology annotation, biological process: acetylcholine catabolic process; choline metabolic process. The record is from RefSeq and is a predicted model, not a curated record. Gene Ontology annotation, molecular function: acetylcholinesterase activity. Bases 243 to 2159 code for a protein of 638 amino acids. Lineage: Eukaryota; Metazoa; Arthropoda; Arachnida; Ixodida; Argasidae.
CGUUGUAUUCUGUUUCGCAGCCUCAGGGCACGGUCCCUUUCUGCGUGCAGGCUAAACUUGGACGGUGAAGCACAUUUAUAUAACGUAUACCCGCCUUUCUCUCGGCGCACUUUCUCCUUGUUGUCGUGAAGCUCGAAUGCCACAAGCGAUCGGCGAAGUCCUUGCUGCAGUGGAGGGUGGAGCUCACUCUCAUCGCCCCGUCAACAAAUAGGCUACAUGGUCUUGGUAGGGAACAGCUAAAGAUGGGUACGAAAUUCCAGACAAGAACGGCUCUUCUUGUGUUCGGUUUUUGUGCAGUAUGGCACCGCGCUGCGCCCGACCGCGGAGUUCCCGUUGUCCGUAUCGACUCCGGUCUUGUGUCUGGAAGGAGAAUUGUGUAUAACAACCGAAGUCUCGAUGUGUUCUACGGCAUUAGGUACGGCAUGGCGCCAGUACGAGAGCAAAGGUUUGAGAGGCCACUUCCGCCUAGACCCUGGAGAGGUAUGUACAAGGCAUGGCGAAAGUCUAAACCCUGUCGACAAGUUCCCUUAUCCGUUAACGGGAACAUUACGUUGACCUACAAAGACACGUCGGAAGACUGCCUAUUCCUCAACGUGAUCAAGUCCACGUGCUCCAGUUCAAACAGUUGUUCCAGGCUUCGACCCGUCGUGUUCUACAUUCAUGGAGGGGCCUUUCAGUGGGGAGAUUCAAGUCUGCCAAUUUAUGACGGACGAAACUUCGUGGCUACAACCGACUUCAUCCUCGUGACAUUCAAUUACAGGGUAGGAGUGUUUGGAUUCCUGUCCACUGGAACUUCCGAUGUACCUGGCAAUAUGGGCCUGUGGGAUCAAAACCUUGCCCUUAGAUGGGUUAGGAACAAUAUAGCUCGUUUUGGUGGAGAUCCCGAUGACGUGACAUUGUGGGGACAAAGUGCUGGCGGAAUCUCUGCUGGGAUCCAUGCCCUGUCGCCUUACAGCAGAGGCUUGUUUAAGCGGAUGAUUUUGCAAAGCGGGACCCCACUCUCUGGAAUAAUGGCAGCUUCUUACAGAGGAAUCGGAAGACUGCUCGAAUUCAGUGGGUCGCUCAACUGCUACAACAGCGACAGAGAUUGGACCGAUCAGAUUGCUGAUAUGCUGGACUGUAUCAGAACGAAGAGAGGCAGUGAGAUAAUAAGGGCUAUUACUGAUUUGCCUUACACAAAACAGGUGUUUGCACCGGUGUCAGGCGACGAUUUUCUACCGUCGGAGCCUUUGGAGAUGGAUCCUCUCGUGAUUGAAACUCACGAAAUUUUUGCUGGCAGUACACUUCAAGAGGGAGCCCUCUUCGUUGAUAAUAUGCGCUAUGUGUCCCCAGGCCUGUUUGAGGAGUUACACGGCGAUUAUAGAACUGGUGUAACGUUAGCCUUGAGUGUUCUCACUGGUGCAAGCGUAAGCGAAAGUAAGGAAAUCGUGCACGCGUACUAUGGAGGCUACGAGGUAGAGCACGAUUUUACGAGUGUUUUAGAGAUCCUUGCGAAAAUUAUCGGUGACGCUGUGUUCCAUUGCCCAACACAUUACUAUCUCACUGUUGCCGCAGAGAAAGGAAUCAGUGCUUACAGAUAUGUGUUUGCACAUAGACCUUCCUACAGCCUGUGGCCGGAGUGGAUGGGAACGACACAUACCGACGACAUAAUGUUUACAUUAGGAACUAUACGUGAUGCUUCUGAGGCAGCCACAGAAGGCAUCUCGCCGUUUGCAGUUGCUCUCAACGAACUGGGAGCUAAGAACAUCACAGCUACGGUCGAGGAAGAAGAAUUCAUGCGGGAUCUCAUGGACACCUUCGCUUCUUUUGUCGACACUGGGAUACCAACGAUACCGCAUUCAAACGAACAAUGGCCACUGUACAAUGGUAGCAACCCUGAGGCAGUCUUCUUCAGGCCUCAGAAUUACACGAAGGAUCCACUUCCGGAGGCUGGACGGUGCAUUCUAUGGAAGAAGUUACUUCUUAAACAAGACAUCAACGAAGGACCACAAAAACCAUAUUCACCUCCUACUCGGAAGCCAGUCCCUGCCAAAAAGCCGUCACGUAAGCCACAAGGUGCCAUGGACAACACCAUACCUUCCGGGUCACCGUCGUCUACAGCAUCGCUUGCCUUGCUCACAUCUAUCGCUGUGGUCGUGCAUCACGCCUUGCGGUGCUAGCCAAACUGGACAAUUUGACAUUCAAGAGAUGGGCCCUAGAUGCACACCGCGUCUUUGUCAUAUGCAUCAGUUUAUAAAGUAUACUUUAAAAAAUGAGGCACGACUACAUUCAAAGCAAACCUUAUGGAACUUAUUGUCUUUGUGAGACAGCCAUUCCAGAAUGCUGUCACAGAGCGAUGAAUUUCUUUCGAUUCAUUUCUAUAUAUAUAGUGUGUUUGUUUUCGAUUCUUUCGAGCGCCUGAAUCACUGUUCCUUUUAUAAAUGUUUGUAUAUUUCUUAAUAUAUUAAUGUUUGAGGUGUA